This is a messenger RNA of Onthophagus taurus, 2084 nucleotides long. RefSeq lists its product as uncharacterized. NCBI's taxonomy places the organism in Eukaryota, Metazoa, Arthropoda, Insecta, Coleoptera, Scarabaeidae. Gene Ontology annotation, biological process: hemocyte migration. The record is from RefSeq and is a predicted model, not a curated record. Gene Ontology annotation, cellular component: membrane. Gene Ontology annotation, molecular function: growth factor activity.
UUCUCCUAUGGAGUUGUUCAGUCAAUGACGGGACGUCGUGUCGAACGGUGGAGAUAGUGAGGAGAGCUUCUGGGGAACCGAUCUGUCUGCAAGAUUUCUCGGUGUGUGUCUGCUGAAGCGUUCACGGUGUCGCCGGUUCUCGGUUUUAGUUUCGCGUGUCCCCCGCGAUUUAUUAUUAAAGAAGAACGUCUUCGACGACUACUUCUUCGUACCGGUUUUACGAAUCGAACCGCUUUUUUCGUUAACAUCAUCGCCUUCGAAAAUAUGCGAAUUCAAAAUAAAAAAGAAAUUCAGUGUUAUUGAAAUUUCUUGAAUAAACUUCUUUUUGAGUAUACAAGACUUUUUUAUCUUUACAUCUUGUAAUCUUAAGAAUUUCAUGUAAUUACUUGAAUUCUGAAAGAACAUUUAAAAAAACAAUUUUGUGAAGUUGUUGAAAUGAAAAACUUAAGUGAUUAUGGAAGAGUUCUAUUAAGAUUAGAAAGAAAAAUUUUAAAAGAAUAAAAGAAAACUGAUAAUAAAUCAGAAAAUCCACCAAAUUUCAAAUGAUCACUAAAUAAACAGAACCAAAACAUCUAAAAACAAUGAUUUUGGUGCUAAAAUCAAUUUUGGUUCUUUACCUAACCACAUUAGCUUGCCAUGGUUAUCACCAUUACAAUUCAAAGACUGAUUACGUAAACUCGAAAUGGAGAAGUAAACAUUCUUCGGUUACAAAACCGACGUAUAGCAACAAUAACCGACAAUGGCACAGCAACCAUCAAAACACUAAUAAAAAUAAUCAUUUUCAACUCGCCACGACGGAAAAGCCGCACAGAAUAAGACACGGAGGGUACUCGGCGGGAUCGAGAUUUAGUAAUUUGGACGGUUUUAUGAACCGUUUAGAUCGCUAUCGAUAUGGUACGGUGAUCACUACGACUUCUACAACGAAAAAACCAAAGUGGGAUUAUCGUAGAACUAAUAGUGGGAGCAGUGUUGAGAGUUUGUGGGGUGAGAGUUAUGAUGAUACGGAUUAUAAUGAUGAUGAUAUUGAGGAUUUUUCUGAAAAUGAUGACGAAAAAUUGAGUAACAACGACGAAAACGAUUACAACGACGAUGAUUUAGACGAUGGUAAAGAUGACGUACAAGCUGAGGAGGCCCCUAAUGAAUCAUCGUUUACUGCAACUAAAUGGCAACAAUAUGGAACGAUGGAUAAAGUUUAUCAAAGUAGAAAGAAACACAUGGAAACUAGCACUGGUUUUGAAUCAACAAUGGUGAUCGAGCAUUUUAAAAAAGUUACCAAAGCAGGUGAAUGUUCAACUCCAGUUGCGAAAGUAAUCGCAAUUCAAAAGGAAUAUCCAAGUCCUGGUAAAUCUUACAUGCCACAUUGUACGAUUUUGCAUCGAUGUUCUGAAGAUACCGGGUGCUGUCAUGAUCCGACGAAACAAUGUGGUCCAAAAAGUCAAACUGUUGUUCAUUUAUAUUUUUACGUUCAAUAUCAAAGAAACACAAAAAUAGAACGAUUAGCUUUUGCAAAUCAUACAGCUUGUGGAUGUAUUGAUAAAAAUCAAUUAAAUGCAACCAAGUUUUCUAUUGAUCAGUUAAACACGAUCGAUUCGCCGAUGAAUGUCAUUAAAAAUGAAUAUACACUGAGGUGCAAAUGCCCAUCAGAAUAUGUUCCACAUUAUCACGCUUCUCAAUGUAAAUGUGUUUGUGUCGAAGGAAACGUCGAUUGUGAUCGAAUGAGGAAAGGAAAAGAGUAUAUUUCAUUGACAGAUAGAAUAUGCAUUAACAAAGAUCAAUGUACAAAACCAACUUGUGAAUAUGGAAAUUAUUUAAAUGAUGUUGGAAGAUGUCCGAAGAAACAAGAAAAAUAAGUUUAAAAAAACUGUCUUAGUGUCAGUGUAGUCAAUGUGCUUUAAGAAAAUAUUUAUAUUGAAAGAAAGUAGAGACUUAUUAAAAAAAAAUAAUUAAAAAGAACAUAUUAAAAUGUUUAAAACGUUCUAAAACAAAUAAAUUUAAGUGAUAAUGUACCGAUCUGAUUAAAUAGUAAAUUAUAUUAUAUUGUUAGAGAGUAGAUAUCAAAAAACGGAAAUAAAAAAUUAAUGCAA